Molecule: messenger RNA, 1407 nt
Organism: Diachasmimorpha longicaudata
Lineage: Eukaryota; Metazoa; Arthropoda; Insecta; Hymenoptera; Braconidae
Exons: 3
Coding region: 145-1248 (367 amino acids)
Biological process (GO): transcription by RNA polymerase III
Cellular component (GO): transcription factor TFIIIC complex
Source: RefSeq, a predicted model, not a curated record
UUGAGUGUGAUGGAGGAUUCCAAAUUAUUUGCAAAAGAUUAAAGAAUACAAAUCAAUAAACUGCACCCAAUAAAUUGUGUAAACAGUUAGAAGAGAGCGAGAGUGACGAAGUUUUACUUGUCUCGAAGCCCUUUGACUUCAGACAUGUCUGACGAAGAUUCUCCUCUGGAGGAGGACGAAACCGAGUUCCAGGUAUACGUAGAGUUCGAUGGAACAGCUCGUAGUGAUGUUUUCUCCAAAGAAAAUCUCCAGUUGGACAUGAUUGGGCUGGAUAUGGAGCACCCAGUGAUGAGAGUGAAUGAUCGAUAUUACGAAGGGACGUAUGAGGAUGCUGUUGGAACCUACAUGUUCUUUGAGAAGGACAAAAAUCCAGUGAUCGAUGACCCAGUGUUUGACGUACCACCAAAGUUAAAAUAUUCCACGAAGACGAGAAAAAUCCUGAAGAUGAAGAGAAUAUUCGUGAAACCCAGACUGGACGUUAUGGAGGAUUCGAGUGACUCUCCUUCUGUUCCGAAUUUGGAUACUCUUAGAGAGGUUGGGGUUCCACCGAAUUACCAGGAAGACGCUCUCAAUCUCUGGAAAGAGCUACAAGACGUGCGUUUGGAGGCUUUGAACGAGUACCUGGAGAAGCAGAAAGUUCGAGAGGAGAAGAGACAGAAGGGGAUUGAACUAGAUUCGGAAUCCGACGAGGAGAGUCCGUUCGCCCUGUACAAGACAAAAAAAGAUCGUAGAGAGGAGGCACCUGUCACUGAGAAAGAAUCAACAGUGACUGAUCCAGGUCCUAUCCCCAAGGAAGACAAUCCCCCAGGCGAUUCUGAAUCCAAUGACAACCCUGAACCGCAGAAAUCCUCUUCGCAAAUUAAAAACCAAGGAUAUCUCCAGGUUUAUACGAGCCUGAGGGCCAAGAGGAAAGUGAAGAAGAAGAGAGACAGUAACAACGAAUCUGACGCGAAGGAAGAUGGAGAUGAGCAGAUGCCGGUAAGUGAGUCAGAACCUCAUGACGAUGAUCAGCCGGAGAGCUCUGAAGGAAUUCCUGAAGAGCUCAAGAGGGAGGACGAAGGAUCUCCUCGCGAAUCUGAAACUGAAGCGAUUCCUCAGACCUCAGAAGUUAAGCUACAACGUGAGGAUAUUGAAUAUGUGUCUGAUAAGAAAGCGGAUAAAGAGAUGAAACGACAGGCGAAGAUUCGAGAGAUUUCUGAGAGGCUGAAGAGAACAGCCGAUGGAGUUAAAUCGAAAACGAACCCGUAGAGGAUCGAUUUUCAUCUGAGGGAAUUCAACUGGUGAUUAUUAAUCUAAGGACUGCAUUACUGUUUAAAAACAAAGAUAACUACGUAAGCAGUAUCCUUUUCCAGAGAAUAUAUUUCCUAAAAGUGUUUGUUCACUGCAUUAAAUCAAGAUUCAGGGAGU